AUGAUCCAGCCAUCAAAGAAAGUUGCCCCAGCUCCUUUAGCCAGCAAAAAAGUUAGCUCUAACUCCAGCAAAAACCCUCUCUUUGAGUCGACUCCAAGAAACUUUGGUGUAGGUCAGGCGAUCCAACCAAAGCGCAACUUGUCUCGUUUCGUGAAAUGGCCAGAAUACGUCAGAUUACAGCGCCAGAAGAAAAUUCUGUCGUUGAGACUGAAGGUUCCUCCAUCCAUCGCCCAAUUCUCCAACACCUUGGACAGAAACUCCGCUGCUGAGGCUUUCAAGCUCUUCAACAAGUACAGACCUGAGUCUAGUGCUGAGAAGAAGGAAAGACUCACAAAGGAGGCUGCUGCCAUUGCUGACGGAAAGAAGAAGGAAGACGUUUCGAGCAAGCCAUACUCUGUCAAGUACGGUUUGAACCACGUUGUCUCCUUGGUUGAAAACAAGAAGGCCAAGCUGGUGCUAAUCGCAAAUGAUGUCGACCCAAUCGAGUUGGUCGUUUUCUUGCCAGCUUUGUGCAAGAAGAUGGGUGUUCCAUAUGCUAUUGUGAAGGGUAAGGCCAGACUCGGAACUUUGGUUCACUUGAAGACCGCAGCUGUCGCUGCCCUCACCGAGGUCAGGGCAGAGGAUGAGGCUGCCUUGGCCACUUUGAUCUCGACUGUCAAUGCCAACUUCACCGAGAAGUACGAGGAUAGUAGAAGACACUGGGGUGGUGGUGUCAUGGGUGCUAAGGCCCAGGACAAGAUCGCCAAAAGGGCCAAGGCCAUUUCCGCUUAA
Molecule: messenger RNA, 771 nt
Organism: Kuraishia capsulata CBS 1993
Lineage: Eukaryota; Fungi; Ascomycota; Pichiomycetes; Pichiales; Pichiaceae
Exons: 1
Coding region: 1-771 (256 amino acids)
Biological process (GO): ribosome biogenesis
Cellular component (GO): ribonucleoprotein complex
Source: RefSeq, a predicted model, not a curated record